AUGCAGCCUGACGCAAAGAUCGACAUAAUAAUCUGCGAUUUGAGUUCCCUACAGUCAGUUCAAGCAGCAGCGAAGGAGUUUAAAAGUAAAAAUUGGCCUCUGCAUGCUCUGAUUCUCAAUGCGGGUUUACUAUUUCCCGACCAAAAGAUGACUAUUGAUGGAUUAGAAACUACAUUUGCUGUAAAUCACGUCGCUCAUCAGUAUCUCGUUCGCGAGCUUCUGCCACAGCUAAGGGAAUCGCAAGCUAGGAUAGUCAUAGUAUCGUCAAAAUCGCAUAACCAUACCGGACUAAAACCAGAAAUGCCCUUAGAGGAGAAACUGACAAAGUUGUGUCCAACAGAGAGCACACAAUUUGGAUACUGGCUUUAUGCAUAUUCAAAAUUGUGCAAUGUUCUCAUGGGUAUGAGACUUCAUCGUGAGGAACACAAGAAUGGAAUUUCCGUG
This is a messenger RNA of Strongylus vulgaris, 444 nucleotides long. Lineage: Eukaryota; Metazoa; Nematoda; Chromadorea; Rhabditida; Strongylidae. The record is from the annotation of a GenBank genome assembly.